AUGCCAUCGGGGAUGAUAUUGCUCACUCACUUAGCUAUGUCCAUGGCUAGACUGAGGGUGGUCUCUGCGAUGUAUCAUAUUCAUGGUGUCGAAGAGCGAAGGGAUUAUGCAAGUAAGUUAUGUGAGUUUUUGAUCAUAUUCACACCUUUGAUGCGCAGCUCCUUCCAUUGCUCCUCGAACACGGAUGCUAUUACGACGAGGUCAGGUCAAGAUGUCGCAGAACAAGUUUCGAGCUUACUUCCAUUGGAGAGAACGAUAUCGUGGCCACAUGAAAACCAAAUGAGUCACGGAUCCAGUCCAUGUGUCUAUAUACAGCUGUCCAAGAUACAUGAGCUCCUUAUCAUGCUCUCCUCAUGA
Pseudocercospora fijiensis CIRAD86 is the source of this 357-nucleotide messenger RNA. RefSeq lists its product as uncharacterized. NCBI's taxonomy places the organism in Eukaryota, Fungi, Ascomycota, Dothideomycetes, Mycosphaerellales, Mycosphaerellaceae. Bases 1 to 357 code for a protein of 118 amino acids. The record is from RefSeq and is a predicted model, not a curated record. The transcript has 6 exons.